GGCCGCUGGCGAUGGUCCUAACACGAAACAGAGCUACUGGCGGCCAUUUUGCCCUUUCCACUACCUUUAUGUUAGACUAGCCUUCUCUCACCAUCCUCUCCUAACGAUUGCUGGGUGCGCUUGGUUAUCGAAAUAAGGAGACAGGCUCUCUACUUAUGACGGCAGGCAACCAGGCGCAGCGGCAGUGGUGCGCCGUGAGUGAGCCACGGAACGAUUACGGAGAGCCGCUAGCAAAACAAUUUGUAACGAAGAGGAAAUUAAGUGCUCCUCGGCAAUCAACAGUGGCGAAAGUGCAGUGCUCCGUGCCGGCUCCGAACGGGACUCUUUCCGGUAACCCCGCGCCAAUGUAUUGGUUCCAAGCAAUAAUCAAGAACACUUCAAGACGGCCAGUCUGCUCCACGGAAUAAGGCGCCCAUCAUAUACGUAUGCAUCUAUUAUAUCUAUUACAAAUUUCCUGCAUCAGCCAUUGCAUCCAGAGUUAGUAACGUCUUCCCUCCGCCCCGGUUCGCCUCGCAUUAUUGAUUUUUUGAUGGUCGUCUUCGAAUCUGGACGGGAGCGCGCUGGCUGCCUCGUGCUUUGCGCGUUGAAAAGGAAUCACCGAUCCAAAACAAACAGAGAUUCCGCUAUUUAACCCUUGACAACAGGUAGCGACAUGUUUUCUCUGGCGACCGAAUGAACGUAGUAGUUAUUUUUUCAACAGUGGGAACAGCAACGAGAGAAGCAUAUCGCGGCGUACGGCACUGAGACGCGGUCGGUUGGAUUCAACGUCAUCAGUAACCGCCGACGUUGACUGCUGUGGUGGCGCGAACAGAGUAACCAAGCUGUUGACAACAGCCCGGCCAAUGCAGUCAUCAGCAUCUGCCCCAGUCGGCAGUACUUGAAGCGUGCAAACUUGAAGCGCGCACAGCAGCAACAGAUAAAAUUGACUCUAUUUAAUUCUAUCUGCAUCACAAAGCUGUUCAGUUACGAUACCAAGAUUGUUAGCGCAGUUUGAAUAUCUUGCAGUUAAAUUCGUGACGUAUAAUGAAUAUUCGCCAGCCUGAGGACCUUGAUUAAAGGAAUAGAUCCCUGUCGAUUGCAACAUUUAGCUCAACUAUUAGCGACGGACCAGCGAAUCCAACGCGUAGAAUGAUUUUCGAUCGGCACCGAACGUGAUAUACGUAACCUCUGACGAACAAGAGAAAAAUGGAUCACGCCAUUGUCGCGGAGGUAGUGAAGCCGGUGGCCGGAUGACAGUGUUGCAUUGCACACGUUGCUACAACGAGCGAAGCACGCUUUACUCAUUGAAGCUGUCAUAAGCGUCUUCUCCGUGUCUUUCGUGCAAUUAAGACGAUCAGCGAAGCUCAACUGAGAAAAAUGAGAGAUCACUCGUUAAUAACUAGCGCUCUUAUUCUGUAACGGUUAUGUUCAAUCGAAGCGUGCUCGGUAUUAAUGAUUGCUGUUAUGUUCAAAGUUCAGGUUUUGUCGUCGAAGCUAAUCAAAUAGUUUGUAUUAACUACGAGUAAAGUGAAAAAUUAAUAUCAUUUAAUAACGCGCAGUAAGCUAGACAGCCAUUUCACGGUCGAGCACUUAAAUUCUAACGAGUCAGCGCUCCGAACGUAACGGAACUGGUGCAUAACUGCUGAGUACACAUGGUCAGGCAACUUGCUGUUUUGCUACUACUAACAUGAAUGUUAAUGUCAUAGUAUUGCCUAAGCCAGUAGUUCCUGUCGAAAUCGGAAAAAGAACCACCAGGACGAACCGUGAUUAGGACAAGACGGACGAGACAAUCCAUAAUCGGGACACCGAACCUGAAACUGCUGAGGUUGUGUGUGAUUUCGUCGUUGGGAAAAACGCGUACCCCCCCCCCCUCUUAUUGCUGUGCCGGCUGUUCUUUCAAUUGAUCGCGGCAAUUGUAGCAUGAGAUCUCUGUAAUCAUAAUCUAUUGGAGCGACAUCGUCGCUGCCUGCAGUUACCGUUUCUGCACCUACGGCCGGAUCCCUCUCUAUAGGUCAGCCGCGACGAUCGCGUAGCUGAUUGCUCGCCCAAUCUUUCACUCAGUUACUGCACCGUAUGUGCUGGCCAAUAUAUCAACGCGGAUGCACAAAGAUCAUAUUAUGAAGUGGCCCCCACUUGUGAUACUCGGCGGUCUUGCCUCGCUCGCUGUUUCCGAGGAUCUCUGGCUACAGACCGUACGAGAUGUGACUCGGCUAUACCUACCUACAUUUAAGACGACAGAAAAACCUGUCAAGGACCUGGAAACACUUCUAUGGCAUUUGGCGCAAAUCAGAAGAGAAAAAACCCGCAGUGUUGCGAGCACCGAAAACGACAAGUGUAUAAGUGACCAAAGACUACAGGGCCUAUGCGGCAGAAAUGGUCAGUGUUUACCAGUAUCGUUUUUGAUGAAUUCAUUUGAUCCUGACCUUGACAAGAAUAAGAAGGCCUACAGUUUCGAGUCUGCGCUGACCAGCCUCUGUCCAGUUCUUUUAUUUCAAUCGCAUUUCUGCUCGUUCGUCAAUCGCUCAGAAACAACACCACUGUCCCGAAAUAAACAUGCCACAAGCAAUCUAUACAGUGAUUCGAAUGCGACAAAUGAAAAGCCAGCGGUGGCCUUGGAGGUUGUCGAAAGCCCUCGACUUGUGGAGGGUCGCUCUAGUGAUGUGGCUGAGAUGAAGCCUAAAGCAGUGCAGAGAAGCGGCGAAGAUAAGAUACUAUUGCACACGACCAAGCCGGAACCUUUUCAGGUAUGGUUAUACGGUGUUCUAUCGGUUAGCGUUAUCUCGGCUUGCUCCCUAACUGGUUUAGCGGUUGUUCCACUUCUGACGCGACAGCUUUUCGACACGAUGAUGAACGUAUUUCAAGGCCUGGCUGUUGGUUCGCUUUGUGGCAGUGCCGUUUUCCAUCUUAUACCGCAGGCGUUCGCCUUAACCGAGCACGAUGCAGGCUAUUUAUGGAAAAGCCUAGUGGUCAUCUUCGGCAUUUAUUUUUUCUAUCUAUCGGAGAGAAUCAUGAAGUUAUUGGCCGGUCUACGAAAGGAAGAGAAAACGAAAUUGCAGCUAAAUUCGGUUGUUGCCGACGAGUCUGGAACGCUUGUAGACUCUCAUGCCCAUACACUGCAUAGUCAUUCACACGCUCACCCACCUAAAAACGGCUCAAUUGCGUCUGUCGCAUGGUUGAUAAUCUUUGGAGAUGGGAUGCACAACUUCAUUGACGGACUAUCUCUUGGCGCGGCUUUCAACAACUCAAUCCUUGGAGGGAUUUCCAUUUCGGUAGCAGUCAUUUGCGAGGAAUUCCCACAUGAACUUGGUGACUUUGCUGUACUUUUAGGUGCAGGCAUGUCUGCUCGACAGGCGGUACUAUACAAUUUUCUGUCCGCCCUGACCUGUUUUCUUGGAUUAGCGGUUGGAAUUCUCGUGGGAGAUUUAGCAGAGGGAACACCGGCCAUCUUCGCCUUUGCGGGAGGCAUGUUCCUUUAUAUAUCACUUGUUGGAAUGAUGGGCGAGAUCAACGACGUUGUCGAGCGCAUUCAGGGCUUUAGAGGGCAAUUGCGGGCGCUGCUACUUCAGAACAUCGGGAUUGUGGUUGGUGUAGCGACCAUGUUUGUCAUGGCAAAAUAUGCCGAAGUAAUAGACUUUGAAGCUUUUUCGUUAACGGAAGACGAUGAAGCUGUCCUGUCAGACACGCUAGCUCAUAUCAAUCGCAACGUUAAGGGAAUGCUUGCGACAGGAUUUUAAUCUGUUAAUCACGAAUGCUGCUAACAGUAGACGAAGCACAUGUUUUUCAAUUGUCAGCGAUGUUGUAGAUCCUACGACUACGCUGUUUCUCUGUAACGCCAAAUAGCCAACGUAGAUGGCUAAUUUCUUUUCACAUGUUUAUUGAAUGAUUGCAAAUUUUAUUGCCAUAUAUACAACUUAAACGUUCACUACUACAGCCACGCCGUUGACAAAAAGACUCAUAAACAGGUGACGUGGACGCAGUAUAAGUAUUGUAUAGUCAAUAUAAUUUCUACACACAUUUACAAGUUCCUUUAUCUCUUUAUGGCUAAAUGAUAAGUAUCAAGGAUGGCAUCAGGGAGAUUCCUAUAAGGGAGAUAACGAUAAGUUAAAAAUGGAGUAUUCUCCCGUACCGACGGGACCCGAUCCCAUAUGCGUACUUGCUCACAUAACCCGCAUAGUUGUUUUUACCUAUAGUACGUUGCGAAUAUUAUUUCCAUCUGGGAAUUGCCACACAUAUGCUUGACGACGAGUAUCAGACAGAGAAUCUUUGGGGUUUGGGUAUAUGAAAGCUGCUCAAACAUAACGACAGGAAAAUAGGAAGACGCCAGCCCUUGACUUGGCAUGUAGACCUCAGUAGGUGUAUGCCGGCCAGUCCAAAGGGCGCCGUAGCGGUCAGGUACAUAGAGUUUAUGACUAUUAUUAUUAUUAUAUUGAUGAUGAUGUUGAUUAUGUGGUGUGCACUAUCGCCAGGCGCAAAGCAAUCUAGGUAUAUUUAUAGAUUAAUUAAUAAAUGAACUUGGUGUGUAAAUGGAGAAAAGACGGCAAGAGAUAAAAAAGAUAGGGCAAAGCAGAGUAUCUGUCAUCUGUUUUUGCUUUGUUGUAUAGUACAUGUUAUUAUUAUUAUUAUAAAUUGCCUAGUUAGAUAAAGUGAAGGUUUAGUCUGACACGAUGCUAAACUCAACUGCACGCUUCAUACGUGCGGUUCGACGUAGCAACAAAGAGUUGAAAAAAAACUUUGUAGUUUUUAGAGAUGUAUCCGUUCCUUCGGAGGGCAUAGAAAAUAUAUUGUCAUAAUUUUCCUUUUUUACCUAGAAAUUUCAAGGCUAAUUUAGCUCUCAAAAAAAGGGGCAUUCUAGCAUUCGUUUCCAUUUAACGCACGACACACAUAUCAGAUAAAAACCUUUCAGAUGCCAUGCCAUAAACUCUAACAAAUUCGACGAAACCAGUUUUACAGGCAAUUGCGCCAAGUUUACAGCAGUUUUUGUUAUUAUCUUGAUUACUGAUAUGUGACUCGCAAAUGGUAUAACAGUAACCAUAAACAUAUGCAUGUAAAUACAAGCGCUAUGGUAGCCGGAGCUGGGCGUUCAACUGUAAAUGUUUCAUAAUGUUUGCAAUGAAAAAGACAAUUGUCAGCGAUGCUUAAAACGUAGCUAUUUUUCAUGAAGAGAAGAGUGUUCGAAUCAAUUGAAAGCCAUACAAAGGAGCAAUAUGCUAAAAUCUGUGCACUAUAAUACAGUUCAAAUUACUGUAUAUUACGGAACGUCAAAUCCAUUUUACGUAUGUGAAAUUAUUAUAGCCAUUUUAUCAAUAAUCCCCCUGUGCCAUCACAUUAUCCUAUGGGUUGCAAUUAUUUUCACCCAAUUUAUAAGCUUAACAUAUAUGCUCGUUAGUCUUAUAAAUUGAGUAUACACAAUUUGAUAUAUAUAUGUCACAAUGUGUUCAGUGCACAGCCGUCAUAUAUAUAUAUAUAUAAAUGUCACUUUUAAAUAAUGACAUUGUAAAACUAAUACUGUACACUAUCUGUCUAAUAUUUGAUCAACUGGACGUCGCACAAUACGAUUCGCUGCCGAAAUUUCUUCCCUUUAGAAAACGACCGAAAUUAGCACAAGCUCAAGAACACAUUGUUAACUAAUCGUUCAAAGUAUGUACAAAGAAUAUAUAGAAUGCUCCACACGUUGUAUAUACACCGUUACAAUGGAGAAGACCACGAAAGCGCUAGCGAAAAUAGCCGCACGUAAGUAGGACAGAGUUUGAUUUUUGAUACCAGUACGCAGAAACUUGAAUGCAAAUGAGGCGAAGUGCAGCAUGUACAUAAAGAGAGAUUCGAACUUCAUUUGACCACUGGGCUGAGCGAAUUUCAGAUAUGGUCGAGUACAACAGUUUAUCAUAGUGUACGUUUGCGUUAUAAGCAAAAUAUUUUUAAAUUUCAAUACAUCUCAUAUGUGUG
This is a messenger RNA of Varroa destructor (honeybee mite), 5922 nucleotides long. Its product is annotated as metal cation symporter ZIP8-like. Gene Ontology annotation, cellular component: plasma membrane. Gene Ontology annotation, biological process: intracellular monoatomic cation homeostasis; zinc ion import across plasma membrane. Gene Ontology annotation, molecular function: zinc ion transmembrane transporter activity; monoatomic cation:bicarbonate symporter activity. NCBI's taxonomy places the organism in Eukaryota, Metazoa, Arthropoda, Arachnida, Mesostigmata, Varroidae. The record is from RefSeq and is a predicted model, not a curated record.